Scylla paramamosain (green mud crab) is the source of this 5596-nucleotide messenger RNA. RefSeq lists its product as uncharacterized. Bases 286 to 3423 code for a protein of 1045 amino acids. NCBI's taxonomy places the organism in Eukaryota, Metazoa, Arthropoda, Malacostraca, Decapoda, Portunidae. The transcript has 9 exons. The record is from RefSeq and is a predicted model, not a curated record.
CAGGUUUGAAAAAAAAAAAAAAAAAGGAGGAUGUGAUUAAGUUUGUGGUGAUGAAGGAUGCAAAAUAAUCUAUGAAAGGAUAUGUGGCAUGGGAAGAAUAAUAGUAAUACCGUUAGAAAAAGUGAGGUGAUACGUGGAAAGGCAACAAAUUUCUCUCAAUACGUUUUGUCAUUAAAAGCAAACGCAUCCUCUGCAUUGAGUCUCCCCAGUGUUCUGCGACGCGUAUGACAGUGAGGACUUCCCGUAGUGUUUGGGAGCAACAUACAAGUACCACAACAUGGUAAGAUGAUGGAAGUGAGGAAGCUCAAAGAAAAGAGGAUGCAAAAAAACCAGGCUCAAGAUGAAAGAAUGGAAGUGGACUCGAUCACCAGUGAUUUCCAGGUUUAUCGCCUCUUGGCUUCUGAAGAAGGACAGUGUUGCUCUCUCCUUCAGGCUAAAAGAGAGAUUACUAGUACUAAUACUAGUAGAAGUUUCAACACCUUCAACUUGUUAAUGGCAGAUGUGUCUUUUUCCAUGGUAAAUUGCUGGCCUGCAGUAAUUAGCAGCUGGAAUGAGAACAUUAAGGAUAAACUUACUGGCACUACCAAGCUGUACGUGUUUAGUGAUUCAGUCACCUUCCUUCGUUCUGAAACUCACCUCAGCCCUAGUGAUUCAAUACGUGGUGGAACAAAUGUCACUGAAGCACUAAAGAGGGUGCGCACUGAAAUAGAGCAAUGCAGCGAGACCUUUGUACAGGUGUUCAUCAUUACAGAUGGAGGUCAUGGAGCAGGUGUACCUUUACCAGAAACAGAGAUCGUUAAGAUGCGGGCACCUCCUGAGAAGACAGUGAAUGUAUUUCUUCUGGGUAUCUCAAACUAUUUUCCUGUCAACUACAGCAUUGAUAUUCGUUCCCACCUCCACAAUGGCAGUGCCAACAUACCAUCCCUUUACUGGGCCAAGGAAGACCAUGAAAUAGGUUUGCAAAUGGAGACUAUUGGGAACGACUUGAUUAUGUGCCGUUUGAAAAUGACACUCAACCAUGAUGGUUACAUUCUGCCAGGCUUAGAUAGUACUUCAACAAUACAUCCUGGUGAGUGGAUGUAUUAUCCUGAGCCACCUGAGGACAUUGCAGAUCUGAAGGUGAUUAUAGAUUCUGAAGAAAAGAAGAUACCUCAUGAUGUAAAGGAAGCUAAUGUUACCAUUUUGCUUGAGGACGUAUAUCCCCAGUGGAACUCUGUAUUUAUCCAGCGGCACCGAAAAAAACUGUCUGUGCCAAAAGAAACCUUUGACCUUAUGGAUUCUUUGUUUAAGGUAAACAUGAAGCAAAUGAUGAGCUGCUCUUUUGGGUCAGCAGUUGGUGUGAAAGAUCGGCUGAUAAAGAAGGAGUACAAGAAUCUUGAACUCAAGUAUGCUACCCUCAUGAAUAUGAGCCGCACUGUCAUCGAGGUUGAGGGAAGGUAUGAGAAUGAGAUUGAACUUGCAAACAACAUUCUGAAGAGCACUGUCUCUGGUCGCAAGUAUGAUUCAAAGAACCUCAGGUUGCGUGGCCAUGGGACAGAUGAAUAUCAGAGUGAUAUCGCAGAAUUCUGCAAAAUCUACAAUGAAUCUCAAGCAGUCAUUAAGGCCCUGCCACCACCUCACCCAGACGAAUGCUGUCGAAUCACCAUGACCUCGACUCUUUCAGACCUCCAGGAUGAUGAGUUUCUGCUCAUGAUGAAAGAAAGUAAGUAUGAGUUGUUAAGAAACUUCACCAUGACAGGCAUUCCUGCCUUUGCCCCUGUCCGAGAUGCUUCGCAGAUCAAUGUGUGGACACUAACAAUCUCACACAUGCUGGUGACACCCUACACAAUUCUCAGCCAGCGUGCUAUUGAGGAGAAGGCAAGUAUAGAAGGCUCUGAUGGUGUUCUUGGUUUUAUUAACAAGGAUAUACUGAUGAAGGAAGAUGAUGAGAAGAGCCGCUUCAACAUCAUCAUCCCAAUUGUGCCUGCUGCUGCCUCCACUGCUCUCAAGCGUGUUGUGCAGUCAAGACUGUAUGCCAUGAUGGCCACUUUCUGCAUCCUCAAGAAUCCACAUAUCAUUGACUACUCUGCCCACCUGGCUGCCCUGGCCUGUGCUUGGGUGAGGUCUGUGUCAGAUCAUCCUCUUUCCAACCGACCAGGAUACGUGGCAGAUCGACUGGGUAACAUCGUUGCCACAGCUGAACUAUACAUGGAACGGAAGACUGUCAAAACCUACAUAAAUGCAAUCUUGACUGAACCCCAGCAGGCACUUAUGACAGAAAGCAUCAAUCAGUUUGAUGAACAAACCAUCAAGUGUGAGUCACUGGUCAAGCCACUUUUCUUCCUUGCCAUGAGGAGAGACAAGGUGACUGCAUCUCAGUUGCAAAACCUUCUCUUUUUGUUGUUGGCUGAGUAUAUUGGCCGUUGCCUCUCUAACUACAAGAUAACCGAAAAGGAUGCAACACCCUUCACUGACUUCUUUGCUCCAGAAUUGAAUGAUGCUGUGAAAAAGGAUGAGUGGUUGGUGAAUACAAGUCAGGACAGUGUCAAUGAAUUCAUGGAAAGCAACAAAAACUUGCUGGCUAGUUUUUAUGCACCUGAAAAUGUAGAAAAAGCCAUCAAGGAAUUCAUUGCAACCAAGAAAGAAAAUCUGGAGGACCACAUCCUUGACAGUGCUUCUGUGGAGGUCAACAUGGACAAGAUCAAGCGUCUAAGAAAUGUAUCAAGCUGUGGAGACAUCAGGUUCUACAGCUUUCGUGCCUGGGCUGAAGAAAUGGGUAUUCCCCAAGAGAAAAUCAACGCUGCAUAUGAGCCCUCACAGGUUCUGGUCUAUGUAUGUGAGGCAUUGAAAAACCGCAACUCAAAGGACCGGAUGAGCAAGCAGCCAGACAGUCACGGUGAUUGUCUCAAAGAGAUCAAGAAGCAGGUGAAAAAAGAAAGUGGAAAGACACUCUUGGAGGAUCUUAAGAACAAAAUCACUGACCUCAUCAUGAGUCAGUGGAGGAAGGAAUAUUUCAGUGCCCAUGAGCAUGUUGCGAAGCCCCUCUCACCGGAGGAGAUAGUGGUUGAGGCACAGGCUCAGGGUGUUGAUGUGACAGAGGACACCUUCCAGCAGAAGUACAGGUAUGAUGCAAAGUGCAAGCUUCUGCGCAAUGCCUGUCAGAUCCCAGCCUGCCCCUUCUACCUGUUCCCCACCAGGAGGUUCAACCAGCACCUAGCAGUGGAGAGAGUUUCCGGAGAAUUUCCACACUCACUGCAUGUGGUUUCUAAGGAGAUGUGUGAUGAAAAUGUGGACCAUGUGAUGCAAGAAAUAAUCACAGGAUCCCACAGUGGCCGCAAAGGCAGGAAAAAGUGUCCCAUUGUGGAGCCAGAGCCCAUCCAGAAAUUGAUACCAGAAAUUCAAGAGUUGCUGCAGAUUUACAAGCUAAGUGUUGCGACCAUUUGAAAUUUUUGAUGAACACGGGAGCCUUGAUUACCUACAGAUGAGACUGACAAUCCCAUUCUGUGUAUGUUGAUCUUGUUACGAGACAGGGCUAUCCCCUCUAAGGACCUGGCAUAUAUCGUAGAUAGUUAUACAGGUUAGAAAUAGGUUUAAAGUAACAUUCACAUUUGAAUCUAAACUGAGCCGCCACAUUCUGCAUUUUCAAAUUGAAGUUUACAUCUUCUAAGAAUGGCUUCAGAAUUAGAUUUGAGAGCAUGAUGUGAUAGGAACUUGAUUGCAGGGUUGAGGCCACAAGGUUUGAUUCUCUAGUCAGGCAAAGAUAUUUGAAAUGGUCAAUUUUCAUGUUGAAGACUUUAACUCCAUACCAUAAUUAUGAGUAUGUAAUUUUGGUCCUCACAAUCUGGUAGGAGUGAGCAGCUAGACCUCUCCUUGUGUUUACUUGCAGGUGUUUAUAACUGUAUUGCUGGACAAACCAGAAAUAGUUUGCACCACAUCACAAAUUGUUGAAAUAUUAAAAAAAAAAAAGAAAAGAAAAGAAAGAAAGAAAAUAGAAUGUGAAGUGACAUUGAUUUAAGAUAUUUAAGGAAAUGAUUUAAGAUAUUUAAGGAAAAGAUUAUAAGUAAAUGUAGAAGAAAGUGCAGAUAUGGGUCAUAGUAAAGAGAAUUGAAGUAGAUGGAAGGAAGAGGUCUUGCCCUAAUCAAGCCCUACUGAAAUACACACUACUAUGGGAAUGCACUCUAAAUUUCACUCCAUAAGAAACAUUCACCUCAGCUAUACAGAGCGUGUCACUAAGCUGCCUGCCACCAUCCCUCACCUACCACCUCAACACCUGCAGGCCCUCGGCUUUUCCUUACUAGCUCAGAAAUUAGACACUGCAUCUUCAAGGGAUAGCCAGUUGACAGGCCCAUUACCAAAUGGCUCUUGCUUGGGUCAUGUAGCAUUUCAUAUCUUCAGUACUUCAUGAGACUACUUUGUAAAAAGUAAUUAAGGUAAAUUAUUUUUUAAUGAGUAUUAUGUGGGGAGUGUGUGCGCAUUUUUGUGCAGUCAACUUGUCUGAGCUCUUCUCCUGUGUAGGGUUGUUAGUAUUGUAUAAAGUACAUAGAUAUGACAUUGAAAAUGUUAUGUAUAAAAUUUAGAAUAGAUACCAAACAAAAGGUAGAAAAGCAACAAUAUUCAGUAAAUAUUGUGAAUGUUAGUAAUUGAGUGACUAUCAAGGAAUAUUUGAAUUGACUGUUGCAUAUAUUCCAAUAUAUGCAAAAGUUUAUUCAAAUAUUCCUUGGUAGUACACAUUGGCUAUACGAGAUCAUCAGGGGAAAUAAAGUGUUCCUAUGAUUCUGUUUCUGGUGUUGUAUCUUGUUUUCCUCAUAGUAGUUUCAAAGAGUUAGUUAUGUUAUGCUAUCUAUAAUCUAUCACACAGCUGUGCAGAUGUGAAAGGAUCUGUUCACCAGGAGUGGAUGAGACUUCCAUGUGACUUAAAGUAAGGUCCUGCAAUGCUUUGUUAGUAUUUUGGUUAUCUUUCAAGUAAGUCUUUGUUUUUUCUAUGUCAGAGAUGUACCUGAUACCAAAAUAAGAAUUAUUAUUAUUAUUAUUAUUAUUAUUAUUAUUAUUAUUAUUAUUAUUAUUAUUAUUAUUAUUAUUAUUAUUAUUAUUAGGAUUACUACAUACAUACAUAUACCAAGAUUGUCUCCCUCAAAACAGAGGAUAGCCAAGUUUAAUGCUCUGUAUCUCCUUGGCCUUAGAAUUAAUGAUUUUACAGUAAUUAUUUAUAUGUUUAUUUGUAGAAACUAUUUUGUGUUGUUUAUGGUUUUCUAUUGUAAUUUUUCUGAUUUGAAUUUCUCACAUGAACAAUAAAUUUUAGGAGGUAUUCUAUUUUUACAUGUUACUACUAAUUCAUUUCAAAUAUUUACGCCUAUGUUAGACUAAUUUUGAUGAGAUGCAUUGCUGUUACUUAAAACACAAGGCAUAAUAUGUUGAUCUAAAUUAGUGAUUUACAAACUGCAGGGUUGGUGUGCUGUAAAAUUAUAAGAUGUACCUUUAGUGCCCCACUAAGCAAUGGAGUUUGAGAACUACUAAUCUAAUUACAGCAUAUACUGCCUCCUAAUACAAAUCGCGUAUGUUACUUCUAUCUUUUCAACUUUGCACCUUAGUAAUUUGAAAUAAAACAAUGAUUGAUGAA